CCGCGGGGGUUAAACGGAACAGCCUUAUUGUUAUUUUAGAGCCAUAUAGCACAUAACGUGUUAGAGGGCUUGUCCAGCUAGUUGUGUUUUCAUUUUGUGUAUUGGAUAUGAGUUAUGUAAAAUGAGCUAUGUUUGGUGCUGUGGGAUUUAUAUUGUUUAUCUUGUGUGAUUUAACUGCUGUGCUAGCUGUAAAUACGUACGAAUGUUGCAGUACAAUACCAGAAGAUGCUAAGGAUUGCAGGGAUAUUUGCCGUCAGCUGUCCAUGUCAGGGAAUCAAGUUGAGCAGAUAUCCCUGCUAGCAUCAGCGCCAUCAAAGUGUCCACAACAUUUGCUUGACUUUUGGUCAUGUGCAAAGAAGUCACUGCCUGCAUUACUAGAAUUGGGAACAUUCUCUGGGCGACCCUGCUGUAACAUGACCAAGACAAAGGCUUGCAGGGAAGCAUGUAUAAAGGCACAGUCAGAAGCAGACGUCGAAGCCCAGUGUAGCCACAGUACAGAAGAUGCAAAACUUUAUGAAUGUAUAGAUAGGCAGCGAGAUGGUGAGAAGUGCUGUGGCAAAGCGAGUGCCACGGACAGUCUCGAGUGUAAAGCCACAUGCUGGAACAUGUAUUUAACAAACACGAUCUCUGACCAUGAAAGUAAAAGAUCACUACGGCAAUAUUGUACAGGUCGGAAUCGGGAAGUUUGGCAGUGUGUACAGAAACAAACACGUACAACUCGACAAAGUAGUAACAUAGAAAGUUUGCACUGCUGUGAACAUACAGAUAAUGAGACGUGUAAGAAAGUGUGCACAGAAACGUUACGAAGUGGAAGCAAUCCUGACCAAAUCAUCGAACAAGUCAUAGGGUCUUGUGGAAAUGUUGACAUCAUUCAUCCUCUGUACAAGUGUUUCCUGGUACUGAAUUACUCCUACAGAUCUGGCAAUACAGCUGGGAUGGACUCCUCCAAACUUCAUUGUUGUGAAAAAGCCGAGACUAAAAGAUGUGGUACUCUGUGUGCAAAGGCACAUGCAUGGAAGUGGGACAGUAUUGCAAGGUUUGAGGAGAACUGUGGCUACCUCUCAUCCCCUAUUUCAACUCAAGAACUUCAAAUGCAUAGCUGCUUAAAAGAUGUCGAGCAGCCAUGUCAGCUUGGUUGUCAAGGGUUACAAUAUUGUACGAACAUGAACAACCGGCCAGCGGAACAUUUCCGGAGCUGUACAGCGGAGGCGGAUACUGCUGCGAGAGAUGAUAUACUAAUGUGGCAGAAAGGAAGAAUUAAACUGCCUAACCUCUCCAUUCCAGUCAAAGAUGUUCGUAAUUGUGAACCAAAGAUGUGGAAAGCUAUUGCAUGUACAUACCAAAUCAAGCCAUGUUCGAGAAAACCAACACCCACACAGAUAUGUCGUGAGGACUGUGUGUAUAUAAUGAACAAAUGUGUUGAUACGUCACAGCUUCAAGGUCAGGUCGUUACAGAUGUAUGUAAGAGGUUACCGAUCGAGGCUAGUGGAGAAUGUAUCUCAGUUAAACCAUAUACAGUUGAAAGUCCUGUACAAAGCAUACAUUCAGAGGUAUCGCAUCCUUGUAAGUCGAACACAUGUAAGGAUGAUGAAGUUUGUGUGUUGUAUCGUAGAAAGUGUAGACACUCAGCAAAAUGUCCUCACUAUGUCUGCAGAAAAGGUUGUAAAAUGGGUCAGGUGUCUAGAGUUAUGGUACCAUACAGUUCUGAUGUGAUAAUUCCUGUCAACAAGAACGGGGAUUCCAACUCGUGCCGGCGCUACAAAGUUUGUCAUUGUUCACACAAUGGAAUGCUUGGCCACUGUACAGAAAUACCAUGUAUAAAGAAUGGCCAUUGUACAUUGGACAAUGGAGUCAUCGAAUCUGGUGAACAUUUCACGACAGGCUGCAGUGACUGCGUGUGUCAUGCUGGGGAGAAAAUAUGUUCACAGAGACAGUGCCCAGCCAUGUCUGUUGUCAAUCAGAUGGAAUUUGCAGAUGUUCAAAAUUGCCAGUGCAGUCGUAAAUACAAGCCUGUAUGUGCAAGCAAUGGAAAGACGUACCCUAACCAGUGUAUCUCAAGGUGUGCUGGCCAAACUCUGUUCAGUCAGGGACCCUGUAAUGUGCACGAUCCAUGUGCUAGCAACCCAUGUGAGACUGGAUACAGUUGCAUAGUCAACAAACAGGUGUGCUUCGGUCAUGAAAAUAGUCCCUGCUUACAGUAUAAAUGUGUGGCUGUUAGUGAGUGUAAUGAACAUGAUCACGAGCCUGUUUGUGACACGAAGGAUAUGGAAUAUACCAACGACUGUGUUCUGUUGUCAAAGAGUAAAACUAUGAAAUAUAGAGGCCAUUGUCAGGUUAGACAAUGUUCCAACAGCGGAAGUGUUUGUGGGCACGAUGGGGAAACCUACAAUUCCGAAUGUGCCGCACUUGCUGCCAGAAUUACUGUCGACUAUUUUGGACCGUGCAAAACAUUUGGAUACUCUCUGGCAACUGUUGAUGGUAAGGAUCCUAAAGAGACCCUGUGUAGUGAUGUGGAGUGCCCAGCUGUAGUACCAAAAGGUUGUCAUGGGAUCAUACCUCCCUGGUCAUGUUGUCCAAUUUGUGCGGCCGAGUUACGUGUUCUUGUGAGCUCUUCUCUAGCGCACAUGUCAAUUGAUGUUAAAAAGGGACCAGUCACAUUAAACAAGAUUAUUACAGCUCUCUCACAGAUGAUUUCUGUGUCAGAAUGUGACGUGUUUGGUUACCUUGGUUACGAUAAUGACAUCAUUAUACUUGUUGCCCCGGUAACAGAUGAGCCUACCAUUUUACAGACAACAGCAUGUGUUAAAGAAGCGGAGAGAUUCGAAUACCUUAUAAAAUCUAGAAGCCCAUCAGUGACUUCAAAUUUAUUAUUGACACCGUUAAUUUAUGCCAAAUUACGAACUCAUGUGAUGACAAUGACAUCAGCUGCGUCAGCAUUUUAUACUCAACCUAUGUUGUUAGUGACCUUGACACUUAUGUUGAUACAUUUUUCCCACAAAAUUCGAGGAUUUGUGUGAUUUUUGAUAAAUGACAUUGCAGAAACUUACAUAGAAUCUCAUGUAUUCCUGAAAUUCAAGGGCAGGAAUGCUGUUCAGCCAAGCAUUAUUACAGAACAAAGGGAGAGAAUGCAUAAUAAAGGAGCAAAGAAUUUCAAGACAUGGUGAUCUUUCUUGUUUUAAAUAUUUUUUUUGUAUUUUUUUUUUUUCUUUUUCUUAAAUUGGUGUAGAUUUUUUACUAAAUAAGGUUUUAUUACCGUUUUUUCAUAUUAAGAGUUUCUUGUAAAGAGAAUGCGUAUUUUGGAGCAAAGAAUUUAUUGGAUUAUUAGUAAAAUAAUUUUUCAUCUUUUAACAUUGAAAUGAUUAUCACCAUUUACAUUUUACGUUUAAACAGCAUAAGUUCAAAAUUGUUAAUGCUUAAGUGGUUUUUUUUUGGUUGUUUAAAGAAUAUUCAGUACAUACCAAAAAAGGU
Messenger RNA from Ruditapes philippinarum (Manila clam), 3468 nucleotides. Its product is annotated as reversion-inducing cysteine-rich protein with Kazal motifs-like. The transcript is spliced from 23 exons. The record is from RefSeq and is a predicted model, not a curated record. Lineage: Eukaryota; Metazoa; Mollusca; Bivalvia; Venerida; Veneridae. Gene Ontology annotation, molecular function: protein binding; metalloendopeptidase inhibitor activity. Bases 129 to 3017 code for a protein of 962 amino acids. Gene Ontology annotation, cellular component: plasma membrane. Gene Ontology annotation, biological process: extracellular matrix organization.